GAUGGCUAUAAUUAUCAUAUUUUCCAUUUGUAGGGCUACUUAAGGAGCUUCCAAGCGAAAGGGAAGGUUAUUCUGCAAAGAGGGAGAAGGGUGAAGGAGGUAACAUUAGCUGUCUCUCACAAAAAGGAAAUCUUCCAUCAUGCGUGGCUUGUUGUUGAUCGUUAUCAUUGCUGUGUUAGCAACGUUUACUACCGGUGCUCUUGAGAACGAGAAACGUCAAUAUUCUCAAUGGCGACCUGGGAAAAAAGCUCUUGAGAACGAGAAACGUCAAUAUAAUCAAUGGCGACCUGGAAAGAAAGAUGAGACACAUUUGCUAGGGAAUCAACUUCACGAUCUUCAAGCUCGUGAGAACGUACAACGUAAAAAUAUGUGGCGACCUGGAAAGAGAGAUGAGAUACAAUUUUUAGGAUAUCAUAAUUUCCAAGCUCCUGAGACCGUAAAACGUCAAAAUAAAAAAUUAUGGCGGCCUGGAAAGAAAGAUAAGAUACAAACGUUAGGAUAUCACAAUGCCCAAGCCUCUUCAGGAUCCAUACCAACUCUAAAUGACCAGAAACAAAACGAUCUGGAAACUCAAAUGACAGGUUUGGGAGGAGUCAGCCCGCCAGUAGCCAAUAUACCUUUCCCAAGACCAGGAAGAAAAAGGAGAUCAAUGGCUGCCUAAGGUUGAGAGAUGUCCAAAUUUCUUGGCUAAACUACGGACAUGAAAAAGCUUGCAAAAACAUAGUUAAUGAUAAAUACCACACAAACGAAGACCGAAAGUGACGAGGAAUGCAAGUUUCAUGAAGAUCUUUGAAACACGAUAACACCCUUAUUGAUUCAGCGCCGCUUGAAAAGCCCGGCGAAUGUGAAUGAGUUAAAAAGUGUGUAAAUAAAGCUAAAUUUCAAGCGUA
Pocillopora verrucosa is the source of this 890-nucleotide messenger RNA. RefSeq lists its product as uncharacterized. NCBI's taxonomy places the organism in Eukaryota, Metazoa, Cnidaria, Anthozoa, Scleractinia, Pocilloporidae. The record is from RefSeq and is a predicted model, not a curated record.